AUGCCACCUCACACAUAAACUUUUGUAAAAUUUCAAAAAAUGUGCGAUUUCUAGUCUAAUUGCCAAAAAGUUGACUGUAAAUGUUGAGUACAAUGAACUUCUAUACAGCAUCAUUUUCUAUAGGGUUAUCAAAGGGGGCCCAAACCAAAGACCAAGCUGAGACUGCUAGUCUGAAAGGAACUAGUUGUUGAGGGCACAGUGCCUAAAAUAAUAAAUGGACAAGUGUAUAUUAGAUUAUGUAGUACUACAGUACUACUCUCAAUAAAUAUGAGGCAUCAGUAAUACUGUCUACUCUAUAUUACUUUUGUUGAUGUUAUGCUUGCUCAGCUAUUAGCUAACUGUCAUUAGCAAACUGUAGCUAGCUAAUGUUAGCUACAGUCAAGCGAUGAGCACUAAAUACCUAUAAAUAUGACUACAAAUCAUUCAAAUUACAAAAAAAAAACACAAAUUUGCUAGUAAUGUGUAAUAGGAGUAUGAAUACACUUAAAUAAUGAAUACUUGUAUUUGUGUGAAAAAGUGUUUGCCCCCACUCCUUGCUUCCGGUAUAGAUGUUUAGAUGGACAUGUUUUAUAGCUGUCAUAUUGUGGGUUUUUUUUUCCCCUUACUCUUGUACUUUCACUUGAUAACUUUCACAAACUUUCUUUCAGAUGUGACCUCAUAAAUUGGACAUUCCCAGCCAAGUGUGUGUGUGUGUGUGUGUCGGGGGGUCGUCCCACCAUUCACAUCUGGACAAACAGAUGUUGGUGCGGGCAGCUCGCCGUCGUGCUUCCGUGCUGUCAUUGUUUCCGCUUCCACCUCCGAGGAGCCUCGGCGAUUCUUUUGGGGAGUUUUUAGACUUAAAGCAGCGGAAAACCUUUGACGACUUUUGACUUUGUUUAGUCUUUUUUUCUCCAACAUGGGAGACAUCGAAGCUCCCAACGUGAGACAGCCGAGCCACAGCGUGCUGCAGUCCGUCCUCCCCAGCAGAGAAUGGGCGUCCUCCAGGAAAGGAAUGCUCCUCAUCGCUGAAGUGUCUGUGUCCUUCAUAGACUUUGUGUGCUUUGCCGCAUCCACGGCAGCUGCCUUUGUGACGGUCCCCCUGCUGGAGUUCCUGGCUGCACUCUUCCUGCUCUUUGCCUACUCCACCAAAUUCAGCGAGAGGUUUAAAGGCUUCUUAUGGCCUCUCAUGGAUUUUAUGAGAUGUGUGACUGCGGCUAUCAUCUACUUCAUCAUUUCCAUCAUUGCAGUAUCCAAAUAUGUGGACAGUUCCUCCAAAGCUGCAGGGGUGUUUGGCUUCAUUGCCACAAUUGCGUUCGCUUUGGAUUUUUAUCUCAUUUUCAACGAGCUUGCCAAUUUCCUGAAACAAGGAGGAGAGACCACGGAGGAACCUUCAAGACAGCAAGAUGUUGAUGAUUUUUCAGACUCGGAUUCAGACUGAGAUCAUCCUGGUACAACUUUCAUAAUAAUGCACUCCAGGAAACAAGGCCUCUUCUGUUGCAAGGGUACCUUACCAGGGUGUAUAAAACAAGUUAUAUCACUUUUUUUUUGCAGAAUUGGUAUUGUGUUUAUAAGAUGUUUUUGUCAUGGAAAGGUAAAAUAUGAGGUACUGUAGUGGUCCUGUCUGAAUCAGCACAAAACAAACAUUCUUUGCACACACGUUUCCUAUAUUGAUGUAACACAAAAAAACAUUAUUAUUGACCCUGUGGCAAAAAAAAUAUAUGUAUACAUAUGUACAUAUGUAUAAGAUUAAGAUAUGCCUUUAUUCGUCCCUCAGUGGGGAAAUUUGUAUAUAUAUAACAAUUGAAAGAGUGAAUUAUGACAUAACAGCUACAGACAUAUUUCAAUUUGCACUUUCAAUCUGUUUUGCUGUUAGAUUUCUUUGAACAAUAGGCUGUGACUAAAAUGUUCAACACUAAAAUGUCCCUCCAAAUAGUGAAACUGUCCUAAAAAAUAACAAUUCCAUUGUAGGAAAUAACUGUACAUCCCGAUAUUGCAGGUUGGCUGGUUUCAACCAUGAACAUAGUUAAGCUGUACUUUGCAAGAGUGUAUUUUUCACAUAUUGUGCGAUUUUGAGUUUUUUUCACCUUUGUGGGUCAAGGUUAUGUGUUGCUAUGUAAGCUUCUUCCAAUAUGUUUAAAGCGCUCAUGACAACAAAACACCUUCAUUUUGUUAAGGAGAAGUGUUGCUGUGAACAGUUGAGGUGUGUUUUUUUUUUUUUAGUGUCACAGUGACUGAUUUUACUAACACCACUCAAUAGUAAUAGUGUAUGGAAAUUCACCACUAGUGAGAUGUUUUUUUUUUUUUUUUUUUUUUAGAUGAGUCUAUUUGUGGUAAAUUGUAGUUAAGAGUAAAUGUAAGUUACAUUUACAACUAAUAUGCACUGUUGUGCCUUUUCAAUGUUUUGAUGCUGUGGCUUCAGUGACUUUCUGACCUGUCUAUGUUCAUCUCUAUUGUUUUGUGUCAUUUGAUAUUCUGUGAAAAACAGUUAUUUUUUCCAAAUAAAAAAAUGCUAAGGGAUCAGUGUUGUUGCAGUUUACAGUGUUCCACACAAAAUCCUAUCAGCAAUGUUACCUGCUACUUUUCUAUAUAACAAAGAUGGCUGA
Doryrhamphus excisus (bluestripe pipefish) is the source of this 2582-nucleotide messenger RNA. RefSeq names its product CKLF-like MARVEL transmembrane domain-containing protein 3. Gene Ontology annotation, cellular component: membrane. The record is from RefSeq and is a predicted model, not a curated record. Lineage: Eukaryota; Metazoa; Chordata; Actinopteri; Syngnathiformes; Syngnathidae.